AGCAUGGCGGACAAGAACAGCACAUUGAAAUGCACUUUCUCUGCUCCAGGCCACAGCGUUACCCUCCUGCACGGCCUGGCGUCUCUACGAGCUCAGGCCCAGUUGCUGGAUGUCAUCCUCACCAUCAACAAUGAGGUCUUUCAGGUGCACAAAGUUGUUUUGGCGGCCUGCAGUGACUACUUCAGAGCCAUGUUCACUGGCGGGAUGAGAGAAAGCAAUCAAGAUGUGAUUGAGUUGAAAGGUGUCUCUGCCAAAGGCUUGAAGCACAUCAUAGAGUUUGCAUAUAGUGCCGAAGUCACCCUUGAUCUUGACUGCAUCCAGGAUGUGCUUGGAGCAGCAGUCUUCCUGCAGAUGGUACCAGUGGUGGAGCUGUGUGAGGAGUUCUUGAAAUCUGCCAUGAGUGUUGAGACUUGCCUUAACAUUGGGCAAAUGGCUACCACAUUCAGCCUUGCCUCCUUGAAGGAGUCAGUCGAUGCCUUCACCUUCCGGCAUUUCCUUCAGAUUUCCGAGGAAGAAGACUUUCUGCACCUUCCUUUGGAGCGACUUGUGUUCUUCCUUCAAAGCAACAAGCUCAAGAGCUGCAGUGAGAUUGACCUUUUCCGGGCCGCCAUCCGAUGGCUGCAGUAUGACCCAACGCGUUGCAGCAAUGCCAGCCAGGUCCUCUGCCACAUUCGCUUCCCGCUCAUGAAAUCUUCGGAACUGGUGGACAGCGUCCAAACCUUUGACAUCAUGGUGGAGGAUGUGUUAUGCCGGCAGUACCUCUUAGAAGCUUUCAACUAUCAAAUAUUGCCUUUUCGGCAGCAUGAGAUGCAGUCUCCCCGAACUGCAAUUCGCUCAGAUGUCCUUUCUCUCAUAGCUUUUGGUGGCACUCCAUACACGGACAAUGAUAGGACUGUAAGUGGCAAAGUCUACUACUUGCUCGAUAGCAGCACGCGCCAAUUCAAGGAGCUGACAGAGAUGGAGGUGGGGACUAGCCACACGUGUGUGGCUGUCCUGGAUAACUUUGUUUAUGUGGUUGGGGGACAACAUCUGCAGUACCGCAGCGGUGAGGGAGCACUUGACGUCUGCUACCGGUAUGAUCCACAUUUGAACCAGUGGCUGCGCAUUCAGGCUAUGCAAGAGAGCAGGAUCCUGUUUCAGCUGAAUGUGUUGUGUGGCAUGGUCUAUGCCACAGGGGGCAGGAACAGAUCUGGUAGCUUGGCAUCUGUGGAAAAAUAUUGCCCCAGAACCAAUGAAUGGAGCUAUGUUUGCCCCCUCAAGCGCAGGACGUGGGGUCAUGCUGGGGCCACAGUGGGAGGCAAGCUGUAUAUAUCAGGAGGGUAUGGAAUAUCAGUAGAAGACAAAAAAGCUUUGCAUUGCUAUGAUUCUGCCCUGGAUCAGUGGGAGUUCAAAGCUCCCAUGAAUGAACCACGGGUCUUGCAUGCAAUGGUCAGUGCCAAUAAUAAGAUAUAUGCCCUCGGGGGCCGCAUGGACCAUGUCGAUCGUUGCUUUGAUGUCUUGGCAGUGGAGUAUUAUGUACCAGAAGCCAACCAGUGGACAAUGGUAAGUCCAAUGCGGGUAGGACAGUCUGAGGCUGGCUGUUGCUUGCUAGAGAAGAAGAUCUACGUUGUAGGGGGAUACAACUGGCACCUGAACAACGUUACCAGCAUUGUACAGGUGUAUAACACUGAGACGGAUGAAUGGGAGAGAGACCUCCAUUUCCCAGAAUCGUUUGCUGGGAUUGCUUGCGCACCGGUGAUUCUACCACAGCCUACAGCCUGGAGGUGACCAUUGAAAACCACCCAGUCUUCUGAACCAUCAUGUGCAUGCUCUUGCCUGGCUUGUUUUGCAAAAUCAAGUUGUGCAUUCAUGGCAGGCAAGUGAGCUCUUCUGCCUACACUCUCUUGGUUUCUUUGUGUUCCAGCAGCACUUUUCUACCCUGUUGGGACUGGGAGUAUGAUAUGGAAGACUGUCCUGAGUAGGGGAUCUUCUCAAGAAGGGGUGGUGUUACACACCCUGGUUUUUCUUCCUUAACGAUAUCACAUCUGCAGAUGUUUAAUAAGCUUUUUUUUUUUUCAUUUAUAAAUUACUGAGGGAUUCACUAUAUCUCAAAGUGUCAUUAAAUGGAAGUGUGUUGUAUCUGGACAAUUUGAAAAAAGUCAAGAAAACUAAGAUCAUCCUGAACUUUCCAAAAGCAAUAAGAAGAGCAAUUGGGUGAAGGAGAAGAGGACUCUAGAGGUGAACAAUAUAUGAUCUCAUACAGGACUACGUUUAAUUUUCUGAAAAGCAGUUUUGAACACAUGUACAGAACAUGCCUGUUGUUGAAAACUUGAUAAGACACAUUCUCCUACGCAGAGAUUUAGGAAAGUGCCAAGAAGACUCCAUAGAAGUUUGGAAUCUAUGGAGUGGAGAACAAAACAGAAUUAUUAGCACAGCCGUGUAUGCUUCAGCUGCAGUCUGGAACAGGAAACGAGGACUUUGCAUUAAAUACAUAAAAGCAGUGAAUUGCAGCUUUUCAGAAGAGGCUUGAAUAUGUGCUUAGAAGUUCACAUCUUGCUGAUCAGGUUUGUUUUUGUGUUACGGAACAUGAACUUUGGAGCAUUUUCCAAGUGUGGAAUUAAAACAUACUUUCAUAUGUCAACGUUCCAGAU
Messenger RNA from Python bivittatus (Burmese python), 2630 nucleotides. The record is from RefSeq and is a predicted model, not a curated record. NCBI's taxonomy places the organism in Eukaryota, Metazoa, Chordata, Lepidosauria, Squamata, Pythonidae.